Frankliniella occidentalis (western flower thrips) is the source of this 3045-nucleotide messenger RNA. RefSeq names its product 2-oxoglutarate dehydrogenase complex component E1-like. The coding region runs from base 1 to 2688 and encodes 895 amino acids. Lineage: Eukaryota; Metazoa; Arthropoda; Insecta; Thysanoptera; Thripidae. Gene Ontology annotation, biological process: tricarboxylic acid cycle. The transcript has 11 exons. Gene Ontology annotation, molecular function: oxoglutarate dehydrogenase (succinyl-transferring) activity; thiamine pyrophosphate binding. The record is from RefSeq and is a predicted model, not a curated record. Gene Ontology annotation, cellular component: mitochondrion; oxoglutarate dehydrogenase complex.
AUGGCCGUCAUGAACAUCAUCAGGGCGUACCAAAUGCGCGGGCACCUACUAGCCGACCUGGACCCCCUGGGCAUCUCUUACGGACACGUCACGGACGCAGACGGGGACGCCGCGGCCAGCGGCAAGGCCCAGGGACUGAGCGCGGCCACGAUCCUUCGCCAGCACAAGGUCCCCGCCAGCACGGAGCAGGACUGGGAGCGCCACUACGCCCUGCCUGACAACGCCUUCAUUGGUGGCGGCGCCAAGACGCUGUCCCUGAGAGAAAUAGUGCGCCGACUCGAGGAGGCCUACUGCGCCACGGUGGGCGCCGAGUUCAUGCACAUCCACGACCUGGACGUGGUGCAGUGGGUGCGCGCGCGCAUGGAGACGCCCGGCGUGCGCCGCGCGCUGGCCGACGACGACAAGCGCCGGCUGCUGCAGCGGCUCAUCCGCGCCACCCACUUCGAGACGUUCCUCUCCAAGAAGUGGCCCGGAGAGAAGCGCUUCGGCCUCGAGGGCAUGGAGGUUCUGGUGCCCACCAUUAAGCAGAUCAUCGAUCGCGCCGUGGCGCUAGACUGCGGUACGUUCGUCCUGGGCAUGGCGCACCGAGGCCGCCUGAACGUCAUCGCGAACGUGUGCCGCAAGCCCCUCGUGCAGAUCUUCACGCAGUUCUCCGGGCUGGAGCAGGAGGACCCGGGCUCGGGGGACGUCAAGUACCACCUCGGCACGAGGGUCCUCGUCAAGAACUCGGUGACGGGCAAGGAGGCCAUGGUCAGCAUGGUGGCGAACCCCUCUCACCUCGAGGUGGUCGCGCCCGUGGUGCAAGGCCGCACCCGGGCCGAGCAGUUCUACCGGGGGGAUGUGGAGGGCAGGAGCGCGAUGUCCAUCCACGUGCACGGUGAUGCCGCCUUCUCCGGCGAAGGCGUCGUGUACGAGACGCUCAACCUCUCCAAUUUGCCCAAUUACACCACCAAGGGCGCCAUCCACAUUGUGUGCAACAACCAGGUGGGCUUCACGACAGACCCGCGAGCCGCGCGCUCCUCGCCGUACUGCACGGACGUGGGCAAGGUGACGAGCGCCCCCGUGUUCCACGUCAACGCCGACGACCCCGAGGCGUGCAUGUUCGUCGCGGACAUGGCGGUCGAGUACCGCUUUCGCCACGGUGCCGACGUGGUCAUCGACCUGGUCGGCUACCGGCGCAACGGGCACAAUGAGGCAGACGAGCCCGCCUUCACACAGCCGCUCAUGUACCGCAAGAUCAGGGCGCGCCGGCCCGUGCCCGAGCUGUACGCCGAGCAGCUCAUCAAGGACAAGGUCGUGGAUCAGCAGUGGGUGGACAGCUACGCCCAGGAGUACGCCAAGAUCCUCGAGGACGACUUCAACGAGGCCAAGGGGAUCACGACGAGCAGACUGACGGACUGGCUGGACGCCGUUUGGAAAGGCUUCUUCAAGGGGAAGGACCAGGGUCUCUGCCCGCCGACGGGCGUCAGCGAGUCGGUGUUGGAGAAGGUGGGAGUCGCCUUCUCCGCCAAGCCACCCGACGACUUUGUCGUGCACCCGGGCAUCGAACGCAUCCUCAAGACCCGUCAGAAGAUGGUCUCGGACCGGGAGGUGGACUGGGCACUGGGCGAGGCCCUUGCGUUCGGGUCGCUGUUACUGGAAGGCCGACACGUGCGCCUCAGCGGGCAGGACGUGGAGCGGGGCACCUUCAGCCACAGGCACCACGUGCUGCACCACCAGGAGCGCGACAUGGAGACGCACGUGGCGCUGCAGCACCUGGCCCCGGGGCAGGCCGCGUACACCGUGUGCAACAGCUCCCUCAGCGAGCUGGGCGUGCUGGGCUUCGAGCUGGGCUUCUCCCUGACCGACCCCAACGCGCUCGUGCUCUGGGAGGCGCAGUUCGGUGACUUCAACAACAUGGCUCAGUGCAUCCACGAUCAGUUCCUGAGCUCAGGCCAGUGCAAGUGGGUGCGCCAGUGCGGGCUGGUGAUGCUGCUGCCGCACGGGCUGGAGGGCAUGGGCCCCGAGCACUCGUCGGCCCGCCCGGAGCGCUUCCUGCAGCUUUGUGACGACGACCCGGAGGAGGACGAGGACGCUGUCCGAGGAAAGCGGUCGCCGGUGCAGCAGUUGGCUGACGUCAACUGGAUCGUGGCCAACACCACCACGCCGGCCAACUACUUCCACAUCCUUCGGCGGCAGAUAGCCCUGCCUUUCCGCAAGCCGCUGGUGUUGUUCACGCCCAAGUCCCUCCUCAGGCACCCUGAGGCGCGCUCUCCACUUGUCGACAUGGCGGAGGGGACGGAGUUCCAGCGCGUCAUCCCCGCUGCCGGGCCGUGCACCACGAGCCCGCGCGCGGUGCGUAAGCUGCUGCUGUGCUCGGGCAAGGUUUUCUACGACGUGCGGAACGCCGUGCGGGACGCGGACUUGGAAGGGAGCAUCGCCAUCGCACGCGUCGAGCAACUGUGCCCCUUCCCCUACGACCUGGUGGCCGCCGAGUGUGCCAGGUACCCGGAGGCGGCGCUCUUCUGGCUGCAGGAGGAGCACAAGAACCAGGGCGCCUGGAGCUACGUGCGCCCGCGGCUGGGCGCGUGCGCGGGCGUGGAGCCGUGCUACGUGGGCAGGCCCACCUCGGCCGCGCCCGCCACCGGCAACAAGGCGCAGUACCAGCGGGAGGCGGAGGCCCUCGUGCAGAGGGCCCUGCAGCUGUAGUGCGUACGCACCUUGUACCACGACCUGGACCGGCUGGACCCGGACAUGUUGAGGGAGUCGUUUAGGGCGUCGGUACUGAGCCGGGCCGGUGGUGCCGCACGGUCGCCAUGGCGUACAACUGGCGCACCCGUGCACUGCCCAGACCCGCGGCGACAGCCCCAAGGGCUUUGGAGGAAAGCGCGUCCCGGCCCGGCGAGGCGCGAAAGCACGAAGCGCCGAGGGAAGGGGGAAGUCACACCAUCCCGUCAAAAAGCCGUCAGGACGAGGGUAGGCGAGAUGGACUUGUAAAUGGAAAAUAGUGCUGUUUCCGAACGCACCUAGCACGAAACAACUAUGGAAAUGACUUAAAAUAAAAAA